UGCGCGUGCCCAGAAGACUCGGCUCCCCUUUGACUGGCAGCUCCUGCCGCUCGCCCGGGCAGCGCGAGCUUCGCUCCCCUUUGCCCGGGGCUGGCUGUCAUGCCCGCUGCGCGCCGCCCCACGUGAAUAGGGGAGCCCCCCAUGCCGGCGCUGCCCAGCCCGCUCCCCUCCACCCCGGGCAGCUCCUCCGGGGCUCGGCCAGGCUCGACUGGGGAGGCUGCCUCAGACAAAGGGAUCCCGCUUGGCAGCCAGGUGGGCGAAGGAGAACCAGGAGGGGCUGCCCGGCACAGCCGCAGACACCCACCGUGCACGGCCGCGGGCCCCCAGCAGUGAAGGAGGUGGCGGAGGGCCGGGAGAUGGAAAAUGGAUGGAGACGACGGUGGGGGAGAAGCAUUUGUUUGGGUUAACGGGGCAUCAGCUCAUUCCCAGAGCGUCGCCAAGGCCAAAUACGAGUUUUUAUUUGGUGGAGCAGAAAAUGACAACACUUCAGAACCUGGCGGCCAUGGCAAUAGCGUCGUCCCACAGGUCACCAAUGAAUUCCGGGAAUACGGGACCGUGGAAGAAGAUGCCGAAGUUUUGGGAAAGUCCUCUGCAAUUCAUGAAGAGGUUAUAACACAUUCUCCAGUUGGCAAGCCAAGUGGUCAGAUGUCACAGGCGCCUCUUGAGAAUGGCGGCCAUGGCAAUAGCGUUGUCUCACAGGUCACCAAUGAAUUCCGGGAAUACGGGACUGCGGAAGAAGGUGCUGAAAAGUCCUCUGCAAUUCACGGAGAGGUUAUAACGUGUUCUCCAGUUGGCAAGUCAAGUGAUCAGAUGUCACAGGCACCUCUUGAGAAUGGUGGCCAUGGCACACAUAUUUUCCCUAUUGAAAAAGAAACUGUGCAAUCGGUUGACAAACCAGAAACUUUUCUGACAGUUUCUCAGGAUUCAGAAUAUGAACAUCCACAAGGUAGAGAGGAUAAUGCUUGUGAUUCAGAAAUGCAGAUGGAAAACGAGAGGUGUGUUGGCAAAGCGUUUGAGGAAGUGGCUGGAGACAACGUUCUUGCAGGCCAGGAAACCACCUCAGAACAAUGUUCUGUUGCAUCUCAAAUGCCAGCUGAGAGAAAAUUGUUCUGGAUCACAGAAGAAGAUUCGACCGUGACCUUAACCGUGGAAAUACAUGCUGGGGCCUCCCAAACCACUGAGGGGGCCUGCACUGCAGAGACCCACAAAGGGAGUGAAACACGUGGUCAUGAACCAUUGGAAGAGCCAGGGAACAAAGUUGAAUGUGCUGCUGGUUUUCUUGGUAAUGUCUGGGCAGAGUUUGAGCAGGAAGCCUCUGUGCACGACAAAAUGGACCAGACCCCCGAGAGGAAGCUAUCAAAAGAGAGGGCUGUCAGCAAACAUGUGGAAUUUCAAGGGGUGGAAGUCCUUUGGAUACAAAAAGCUGAGGAAGAGAAGGGAGCCGGACGCUUGGAGGUCAAUAGCAUAGAAAAGAGAAGUUUCUCCAGCAUACCAAAUGAUGACACUUCAGCCACAGCCUCAGCCUCAUUGGUUGGUUUGCCCAAGAGCUGUUGGAGUAGAUCAUGGGAAAGCCACAGACCUUUACCUUCAUCGGCUGAGAGUGGAGAGGAUGAAGUCUUUGUAGAAGAAGGAGAAAAGAGUCUAGCUCAGUACACAAAAUCUGUGCUAGGCAAGGACAGGGUGAUGGAGGAGGAAGAAGCAGUCAGUGGAGAAAUGGAAGAUGACCUCGAGCAACAGCCCGACGAAGUCCCAAUAGAUGUGUACAGCUCGCAGUUUGAAAGCAUUCUAGACAGUGCCUCUUUAUCUGAUAGCGCCGCAUCGGAGGAGUCUUUGUAUUCAGAGCCUGAGAUCUCCUUCAGCUUUGAAAUGCCGCUUACUCCGAUGAUCCAGCAACGCAUCAAGGAGGACACUCAGUUUUUAGAAAGGCCUGGCAACAGGGAGGUUGAAAUGGGCCAUUGUGAUGGGAUUGCCAAUGGAUUAGAAGAUAUGAAGGAAUCAGACAUCAUGGAGGCAUGUCCCUUAGAUAGCAAAGCAAGAUUGGAUGGCCGGACACCACUGGAAGCCACAGAGGUGAUGGGUAGCAAUGACCUUUUGGAAAAAGAGGGGCACGAGGACUUGAACCACGAUCUUGUCAACGGCACCGCCUGCAACAAUGUGGAAGCAGCCCGGAGGCUGGCAAAGCGCCUCUACGAGCUGGAUGGAUUCAAGCGAUCUGACGUAGCGAAACACAUGGGCAAAAAUAAUGAAUUCAGCAAACUUGUAGCGGAGGAAUACUUUAAGUUCUUUGAUUUCACGGACAUAUCUUUAGAUAGCGCCCUCAGGUCAUUCUUCAGAGCCUUUUCCCUUAUUGGAGAAACUCAGGAAAGAGAGAGAGUUCUCGUUAACUUCUCUAAAAGAUACCACCAAUGCAACCCAAAUUCCCCCCCAACACAAGAUGAAGUCCACUGCCUCACAUGUGCAAUGGUGCUGCUCAACACGGAUCUCCAUGGCUACAACAUUGGCAAAAAAAUGUCCUGCCAAGAAUUCAUUGCCAACCUUCAGGGAAUGAAUGAAGGCCGAGAUUUCCCAAAAGAACUCUUGAAGGCUCUCUACAAUUCAAUCAAAAAUGAGAAGCUUGAAUGGGCAGUAGAUGAUGAAGAAAAGAAGAAAUCCCCCUCUGAUGGCACUGACGAGAAGGACAACACCAACCAGUCAAAGGCUGUCAAUCGCGUUGGCAAUUCCAACAAUCCAUUCCUUGACAUUCCUCAUGACCCCAAUGCUGCUGUGUACAAAUCUGGAUUCCUGGCACGUAAAAUCCAUGCUGACACGGACGGGAAAAAAACUCCACGUGGAAAGAGAGGCUGGAAAACCUUCUAUGCUGUGUUGAAAGGAACUGUGCUUUAUUUGCAAAAGGAUGAAUAUAAACCAGAUACGGCUUUUUCAGAGGAAGAUCUGAAAAAUGCCGUCAGCGUGCACCACGCGUUAGCAUCAAAGGCCACAGAUUAUGAGAAGAAGCCGAAUGUGCUGAGGCUCAAGACGGCCGAUUGGAGAGUCCUGCUUUUCCAAGCCCAAAGCCCAGAAGAAAUGGAGUCAUGGAUCAAUAAGAUCAAUUGCGUGGCUGCUGUUUUUUCUGCCCCACCGUUUCCAGCUGCUAUUGGUUCCCAGAAGAAAUUUAGCCGCCCACUCUUGCCUGCCACCACAACCAAAUUAUCUCAGGAUGAACAGCUAAAAUCGCACGAAGCCAAACUGAAGCAGAUCUCCACCGAACUGGCCGAGCAUCGCUCCUACCCGCCGGAUAAGAAGCUGAAAGGCAAAGAAGUCGAGGACUACAAGCUGAAAGAACAUUAUUUGGACUUUGAAAAAGACCGUUACGAAAUCUACGUGGGCCUCCUGAAGGACGGAAGUGGGAACCUGCUGACCACUGGUAAGAACGAUGGCCCGGGACUGAAGAAAUGCCAUUCAAGCCCUUCAUUAAAUCAGGAGUCUCCAGUUAGUGCCAAGGUGAAGCGCAACACCUCCGAGAGGAAGGACUAUAGACCCGAGACACCAAGUGUCAAGCAGAAGGUGACCUAGGGGCACCCGAGACACGCCGGAGGAGUAACGUAGUGCUUUCCCUCUGAUCACCUUUCCUUUGCGAAAACAAAUGAAAAUUAACACAUCUGCCUGAAUGGGGUGUUAGUGACAUUUUUCAAUUGUACAUUUUGUUGUUCCUGUACAGGUUAUUGGAGAUGUUUUUGGCUUCUGACUUGUGUUUGCUUAGUUAAUUUAUCUAUAGAGCAAUUAAUUCAAUCCUUUAAAAAAUAAUAAAGAGGGAGGGGCAAGGAGGGAGGUGGGAAGAGAGGCGGCUGUUCUCCAAGAGGCUGCGGCAUUGUGUGUAUCCCAAAGAGAGCAAAUAGAAGUUGUUUCUUGAAAGAUAGCUCGGAAUGCGCCUUCCUCCCAUUGAAAAUACAGAACGAGACAGCAGUCUAUCCAAUAAUUGUUGAACCAUUGCUGUAUGUCAUUCCGUUCCCUUGAGUGAGGAGGAAGCAUUGAAUUUUGCACUGGCUGGGACAUGGGGAGAAAACGAUAUCUGUUCCCAGGCAACAGCAGACCCGAAUGAUUUAAUCCCUUGGAGAAGAUAGGGCAGCAAGACCCCUAUGCCAGUGGGUCUUUGUGUUACAUCUGACCCUUGUAGGUAUUAUGGUUCUCAGAGGCAAUGGUGUACAAACGGCGGGACAAGGGAGAAUUUCAGCUGGUGCAGUAGGUUUGCAACUUUGAGAGAAAUGUCAUCCGUGAAGUUUCGCAUUCGAUGUACCAUUACUAGGCUUGAGCUUUACCAAAAAAAUCCAGUAAAAUUCUACUUUAAAAUUAUUAUUAAAGCUGAAAAAGCCAAA
This is a messenger RNA of Sphaerodactylus townsendi, 4352 nucleotides long. RefSeq names its product PH and SEC7 domain-containing protein 3-like. Gene Ontology annotation, biological process: regulation of ARF protein signal transduction. The record is from RefSeq and is a predicted model, not a curated record. NCBI's taxonomy places the organism in Eukaryota, Metazoa, Chordata, Lepidosauria, Squamata, Sphaerodactylidae. Bases 364 to 3552 code for a protein of 1062 amino acids. Gene Ontology annotation, molecular function: protein binding; phospholipid binding; guanyl-nucleotide exchange factor activity. The transcript has 18 exons.